Molecule: messenger RNA, 2710 nt
Organism: Aureobasidium subglaciale EXF-2481
Lineage: Eukaryota; Fungi; Ascomycota; Dothideomycetes; Dothideales; Saccotheciaceae
Exons: 3
Coding region: 364-2484 (706 amino acids)
Molecular function (GO): protein binding
Source: RefSeq, a predicted model, not a curated record
AGCGGAUGUUGGCCAGGUCGAGCGCCUUGCUGGCGUCGGAGAGGUCGAUUGCCGUAUCCAUAGUGUUGGGUGUGUUGUGUGCUGGUGGAAGAACCGUGCGUAAGAGGCAGAGGGAGGUGGAGUGGGAGAGAGUGGCAGAGAGAUGGAUGGCAGUCACAGCGACACCGGCGUCGAGGCGCGCUGGAGACUGGGGACUGGAGUGUUUGCUGCUUCGAACGAAUCGUGAAGCUCAUCAUCAUCAACAACCUCGGCCUCGUGUCACGAUCUAAAAAACAUUCCGCUUCCCGUCUUUGGCCACGCGACAUCUGUUUCCUGCCAUAUCGCCCAUAUUCGAUAAUGACUUCAUAGUCUUGGUCGCAUACCAUGUCUACGCAACGAGGCCGGAAUCCUCCACAGCCAUCGUCGUCGUCACACAGGCGAAGGGCUUCUGCCAACAUUCCGCACGACGACGAUGAAGGCCUACUAGGUUCGCGACAGCUUGAAGCCUUUGGCCGCACCGUCCAUGCCACAGCCAGCCAUUUCCUGGGCCCCUCUGCUGGCGAACCCCACCACUACCAAAAUGCAAUGGGCGACAUCCACCGCGAGCUACGGCGACCCUUGAUCCAGCGCUCCGUCUUUGAGCUUGCCAAAGCUUCGCCCAAGGAACUCGUCAGGUCCACCUUUUCUACCACUGAGAUUCAACAUCGCGCAUUAGCACACCUGCCCGAUGACCUCCUCCGCCACAUCCCCGAACGCUCCAGCACCUACUCGCUCUUCCAAGGCUACCAAGCCACGAAACCAGAAGAGAAGAAGAAGAAGUCUUCUCGCACGAAUGACAAGGGUCAGAAGCUGUUGGCCCACGACAGCGACGAUGAAGCAGACCCAUCUGCUGCGGGCAAUAUUAAAAAACUCAAAGGCAGAAAAGCCACCUCGGAACACCGACUAGAAAUGAUGGGUAUAAGAAAGAACAUGUGCAUUUCAGAGAUCAAGGAAAUCGACACCAAGAUCGCGAAUCUCAACACCAUGCGGAAAAUUGUCCUCCAACGACUGGCUGGUCAUGAGCAGGAAGAGGUCGACCUCGAGAACGAGAUACAGGACAUGGCUGAAAAGCUUCAGGAAAUGCAAGAGGAACUGGAAGAUGCUGCUGCUCUGGCCACAAAGUCUCCGCCACUGGAAACCACGCCAGACCCUCCUGCCGACCCAAACGAUAUGGCCGAGUCUACCGACACAUUCAUGUCCGAAUCUGUGUACGAGAAACUGCCCGACCCUUCACCAGUCAAGACGGAAAAAGAAAAGGAAAAGGAAAAGGAGAGGAAGAAGCGUCGCGUCAACAGGCGCAAGUCCAUGCCCGUGCUGCACGAACACAUGGAGACGGGCUCUCGCAUUCGUGAAUUCCAGGCACACAACGACAUGAUCACUGCUCUCGACUUUGACGCUCCCUUUGGUACUCUGGUUUCUGCUGCCCUGGACGACACUGUUCGCGUGUGGGAUCUGAAUGCUGGAAGAUGCAUCGGUCUUCUCGAGGGCCAUCUCUCUUCCGUUCGUUGUCUACAGGUCUCGGACAACUUUGUGGCCACUGGCUCUAUGGACGCCAGCAUUCGUUUCUGGGAUUUGAAUCAAGCCGAAUAUUCUCCUCCGCCGCCAACGCGAAAUAACAGAUUUGGACGCAAUGACAAGGACCCCGAGGAUGAAGAAGAUGAUGCCGACAUGUUCUCUGACUCUGAAUUGGACCCCCUCCCUAUCGCACCGACGUCUUCCAUGCAGGAUUGUUUGGUCGCCGAACUUUCUGCUCACGUAGCUGAAGUCACUGCUCUUCACUUCCACAAGAACACUCUUGUUUCUGGUUCAGCCGACAAGACACUACGUCAAUGGGAUCUCGAGAAUGGUCGUUGCGUGCAAACACUCGAUGUAAUGUGGGCAGCUGCCCAAGCUAGUGUGUCAAACAACAGCUUCGGCGCUCCUUCACCAGCUGCUGCUGAUCCUACUGCCUCCGAAGGAUGGUGGAGACCUGCUGCAGGCCGUCUUCCUCCUGCUGAGGCAGACUUUGUCGGUGCUAUCCAAGUGUUCGAAACAGCGCUGGCAUGCGGUACCGCCGAUGGUAUGGUUAGACUUUGGGAUCUGAGGAGCGGUAGUGUGCACCGCAGUCUGGUCGGCCACACUGGGCCAAUCACAUCAUUGGCUUUCUCUGGCAUUCAUAUGGUGACUGGCAGCGCUGAUCGCAGUGUUCGCAUCUGGGACCUUCGUACCGGAGGAAUUAUCGAUGCCUUUGCCUACGACUCUCCCAUCGUUGACUCGUCCGUCGACGCAAGACAUAUUGUAUCAGCGAUUGGUGAGUCAGUGGUCAAGGUAUACGACAAGACUGACGGCAACCAAUGGGAUUGCGGGCCUGGCGCAUCUGGAGAGGAGGACCAAGGGCCGCUGUCGGCGAUUGAGCGCGUCCGCAUCAAGGACGGAUACCUGGUUGAAGGCAGAAAAGAUGGUGUCGUUGGCGUGUGGUCAUGUUGAUAGUCCUCGUAGUGCGGAAACAUACAAAGCAUAUCUGCAUCUCAUUCAGGCAUUUACUCGAGCGCUGUUCUUGCAUUCGUGUGUAUCUGGUGCGAGAGUGUAUGAAGCUGAACAGCUCCACCAUCAAGGUCGUCCGACAAGAUCUGCAUAGCUGCCCCUCUACACAUGUGCGGAUGAUGCAAACAAGAUUCGAUAGCCAUAAAAGAUACUCGAUGAUCAAUAAAGU